Ooceraea biroi (clonal raider ant) is the source of this 3544-nucleotide messenger RNA. RefSeq lists its product as uncharacterized. Gene Ontology annotation, molecular function: acyltransferase activity, transferring groups other than amino-acyl groups. The record is from RefSeq and is a predicted model, not a curated record. NCBI's taxonomy places the organism in Eukaryota, Metazoa, Arthropoda, Insecta, Hymenoptera, Formicidae.
GAGACCGCGCGCGACCGGAUCAAUCAGUGCGAACAGCCGUGCCACGAACGUCGCCGUUGUCCUCCCUCGGGGGAGGGGGAGGAUCCACGCGACGUACUCGGGGACGUCGUGAACGGACAGCCCUCCCGCUCGUUCAGGUAAAUCGAUUAAGCGCGCGUACACGCACUCGUGCCGCGAAUUCGCGAGACGCCAGACGAUCCAGCAACGGAGAUCGCUGAGGAACGUCAAUCGUCAGUCGCAGUGACGUCGUCGUCGGACCGGCACCGGUGUCUCGGCUGUCGUGUCGCCUCGUGUCGCACCGGCCGCGGCCGCGGCGUGUAGUAUCGCGUGUAGCAGUACGCGAGAGUACGCAACCGUACCACGGGAGUGUGUCUCUCGCAGAGUGCACCGGUUCUCGUCCCCGAUGGCGAUCGUACGACGGAUCGCUCGCUUCCCGCGGGCACGAUUCGCCAACUCCCCCGUGAAAGAUAUCGGUGAUGUGUCGUCUCCUUCUCCCUCUCGCUCGCGUUACCGGCGCGCGGUUCCGAUCCUGACAUCGGGGAGAAGCACGUCCCGUCUUGGUACUUAACACAGUUCGACCGUCACACCGGCGAUCAUCGAGUGCACGAGUGCACGUCCGUGCACUUUCACUGUACGAUGCGAAUCAACUCUCGUUCUCUCUGCUCAACUCCAGCAACUCGUCGAUAAAGACGAUAUGCGGAUAAGACGAGUAUGCGGAUACGACGCAAUUUCACGGAGGACAUUCCGAUGUUAAGUGCAAUGUUUAAUUAGGCGCAAUUUUACGCUAACGUCACGUUCAAGCGAUAUACUACUUGCCGCCGAGAUUGAAGACGCGGAAAAUGUCGAUUGUCGAUAAGAGUACCGAGGUAGCAGUAACCUUAGAAUUUGCCUCAAUUGUUUAUAAGCAAUUACAUUCGAAUCAACAACGAGCAUUUUCCUGACGAUUUCAGCAUGGAGUGCCCCGAAGCGGUAGAACGAGGUCGGAAUUUUCGUCUACUCGCUGAAGAGGAACUGUCGACGCUCUUGGAUUUUCUUACAGAAUACUUGCCCGAAUCGCUCAAGUUUCAUCAGACUGUACUGACUUAUAUGCGGGACAGAGUCUGGGAGUUCCAUUUUUAUGUGGCUAACGACUGGCCCGAGGAUGCAAUUUGCUUACAUUUCCCCGGGAUGACGCUAUCUCCGCACGGUUUGUUGUACGAGAGCGUCGGCGUCUUCUGCCCGAAGAAUCGGCUGGAGCUGCUGCGGCUUCUCCGAGAGGAGGACAUUCUGUUGGACUGGUCGAGGCCGUUGUACAUUAAUUUCGUCCACUACAAUAUCGCCGAGGAGCUGACGCGUCUCUACGAGGGCACCGGCAUGAUCGAGACGGUCGUGGGCGACGUGUGCGCGUGUGAAGACUUUGAGCAGGACGAGGAGAGCGAGGAACCGAACGACGAGUCGAAUCCCGAUGUCCAGGUGCGACCGCUCAAAGCCGAGCACGCCGAGGGAAUUCACGAGCUGUAUCCGGCGAAUGACAUGGAGUGCCACGAGCUCUUUCUUCGACUCAUUAAGACUCUGCCUGCGGCCGGCGUGUUCGAGAAGGGCAGCCUGGCCGCGUGGAUGGUCCAAUCCUAUUACGGGGCCAUGUUCUCCAUGCAGACCAAGCCGGAAUAUCGUAGGAAAGGUUACGGGACGAAGCUAGCAAGGUACCUGACAAAACGCGUAGCCGAGAGAGGCUAUUACCCGUUUGUAGUAAUACGUCCGGAGAACGAGGCCAGUCAAAGCCUGUACAAGAAGCUGGGCUUCAGACGGCUUUACCAAAUCGUUCGGAUGAUUUUCACGCCCGCCACGUGGCAAGAAAGUGAGAGCGACGCGAACGUCCUCAGGGACAACCUGGAGAACGCCGUCAGGCAGCUCACCAUUGAGCAGAGGGUAAUAACGGCUCUACGCGAAGAGGAGACGAUACGAGAUCCUGUGGGAGUUGCGGAGAAUGAGCCGAUCGUCAACGAGCCCGAGAGCGAAAGGGAGGGUGAAGAGGGCGUUGACGAGCAACUCCUCGAGGCUCUCUCUAUCGAGACUGAAGACAGAAUAGACGCCGCGUACGACUACACGGACAACGUAGCAGCCGAAGACGCGUCGGAAGUCGAUGACUCUUGCGGAACGGAUGCUGCGGCUGCCGACGAAUAGAUCCAGGAACGCUUACGCGAUAAACGACGGUCCAUGACUCGCGUUUCGUUCGCUCGAAGAUGCGCUGUGAAACGUUGAUAAACAAUGAGGUACUUGAGUAAAUCACCAAACGGAAAUUGCAAGUAAAAACUAAUUUCGGAGAUGGUAUGUAAAGGCUCGCUGCGUACCGUUUUCAACAAUUGCCUGUUCUCUAUUCUGUAUUUGAUCUCUCGUCGAUGGGGACGAACGCAAGUUCGUAGAUAAUUGACGAUUUAUGUUCAUAAAUAAUAAAGAUGAGAGAGAGAUUCAUAUGAAUUAUCUAAUAAUAUCCUUGGAUUAUCAUAAAAGGUAAAUCGCGAUACCAAGUGCAGUACAACAAUGAUCAGACAUUGUAUUAAAUGUGUUUUCAACUAGUAGGUGCAUGACUAGACGCGACCUUCGAGCGAUAGAAACGAAAGAGUCAAAGAUAGGAAAUAUUUUAAGAAAUUUCGACAUAGCAACGCGUUCGUGCGAGGCUUCAAUUCGCGUACGAGGAAUCGAAGAUCCUCGUACGAUUCCUCAUAUCAGACUCUUUCUGAAACGUCGUGCAAGUCUCAGGUGCUGGAUACCUUUGGGCCGCCAAUGUUAUAUCUCAUGUCAGAGUCUAUCCGCAUCACGUAUUGUUCUUCUAUUGCGUUUGUAGGUACCUACAUAAUUUGACAAAGAUCGUCGUUAUCAAUGACCCGCGUUUAUAUAAAAAUGCGUUCAACAACGCGUCUAAUGUAUUCCAAUAUUUUUAGCUGAAUUGAAUAAAAUUGUCGCAUGAAAAUAGUUGACUGUUUAUGUCUAUAACGCGUUUUAUCCACUUGUCUCAUAUCUCUGUCGUUCACGCCGUUACAAUUAUCAGAUAAAGAUCAGUAUUGGCGUACGACAUAUAUUCGCUUAAAAGAGAUCUCGUAUUAAUAUUCUAUGACAUAUUAUAAUGUUCUGUACAUCGUAAGCUUUUUAUACUUUCAUUUUUAGCUAUUUAAAUAAUAAACAAAUAAACUUGAUUUAGACUUGAUCACUCAUGAAUUUGCAAGUCUACAUCAAUUUGAGAAGUGGAAGACGUGCUAAUUUUCACCAGGCGCAAAGGUUCGAAAGUCUGCGAGGUGAUUCAAACUGUGAUUAUAAUUUCGCGUAUAAAGUAGAAUUUCGCGAGAAAUUACGAAGCCUCGUGCGUACUCGACACGCUUUCCUCGACAUAAUAGAAGUAAUUCGCUGUGUCGAUGUAACGAUGCAGAUGUGGCCGUUUUUGAUAAAAAUACGUUCCGCCAAUAAUAAAAUUCUCUCCUCUAUUUUUGAAUUUGCGUACGUUGCGUAGCGCAUGUGUCUACGUAGAUUACAAAUACCUCGAGGCCACUCGAGUUUCAUUACAGUAAAA